Molecule: messenger RNA, 2948 nt
Organism: Pyricularia oryzae 70-15
Lineage: Eukaryota; Fungi; Ascomycota; Sordariomycetes; Magnaporthales; Pyriculariaceae
Product: exocyst complex component Sec15
Exons: 8
Coding region: 296-2620 (774 amino acids)
Biological process (GO): exocytosis; intracellular protein transport; Golgi to plasma membrane transport
Cellular component (GO): membrane; exocyst
Source: RefSeq, a predicted model, not a curated record
AUUUGUUCACAGCAGGAGCCUCAACUCGACUAGAACUAGCAUCCCGGGUCCUCGGGCGGAGGGGUGGAGCAAUUGAAUGCAUUUGGCGAUGUUGAGAACAUGAACAGAUUAUAAUUGCGAUUUGCAGAAUAUCGGUUUGCGUCUGCGCACUCCUGUCUUUCUCAUAAGCUCAAACUUAGCUGUCGCGUCUUCACAUUUACCUAGCUGCGAGUGCCACCUACCUUACCCAAUCGUUUAACCAAGAUCGACUUGAACUUCGUAACCUCGCGGCGCGCUCAGCGCCCGCCUCAUAAACAUGCCGCGGAAGCCACAGUCGUACGAUAAUUACGGCGCUGCCGUGCCCGAGAUAAUCCUCGCGUCUUCCGACUCCGACUUCCUCGACCAGCUCAUUCCGGUUCUCAAGGAUGCUUCCCAGGGAGGGCGCAUGGGCGCUCUCGUGCAGAACUUCUCGCAGUAUGCCGCUGAUCGCGAGUCCGAGAUUGAGAUGGUGGGCUUGACGAAGCACGAAGAGUUUUUGGGAUCUGUGAACCAGCUCCAGAAGGUCCGGGAAGGCACUGUCAAACUGACCGCCGAGAUCCUGGAGCUAAAUCAGUCGAUACAAGCCAGUACAGAGAAGCUGGCCGAACAGAAGCAGAGCCUGGUCAACACAAGGGCGGUCCGUCAAAACAUCGCCGACGCAUCUGAGGCGCUGAAAGAGUCACUAAAAAUUCUACAUGCUGUGAACAACGCCCUUGACUUGAUCCGCAAGAAGAAUUACUAUGCGGCGCUUAAGUCACUUGACGACCUCCAGAAUGAGUUUCUCAUUCCAACGAUACAAAACAAAUAUGCGACCCAACAUAAACUGGCGGACCUCAUACAGAAAUCCAUCCCAGCGUGGCAGAAGUCUAUUUGCGAUGCUGUCAUGACCGACCUCAACACAUGGUUGUUCCGCAUCAGAGAAACGUCACAGUAUCUAGGCGAGGUGGCCAUGUGGCACACAGAGCUGAGGAGGGAACGUCAGCGAGAACGUGUGGAGGCAAACGACUUCCUGAAGCGGUUUAGACUCAACUCGGCCAUUGAGCUUGUUUAUGACGAAUCUGAGGAAUUCGAUGUGCUGGACAACGAAGAGUUGCAGGUCGACUUUACGCCAUUGUUCGAAGCGGUCCAUAUCCACGAUGCCCUCACGCAGGUGGAAAGGUUCAAGUCCGAUUACGCCGCAACGAGACGGCAGCAGAAGGACCUGUUGAUGCCAACCAGGGUAAACCUAGAAGGCGAGGAGGAGCCGACUUUGAGUGCCUUGUUGGAAGGCAUAGCUGGUUUUGCCAUCAUCGAAAAGGCAACGAUGCAACGCGUUCCGCAGCUGCGAUCUCCAGUAGAUGUGGACGAGUUGUGGGAUUCGCUGUGUCGGUCAGCCAUAGCCCUUGUCACAAAGGCAUUGAAGGACGUCACAAACGCGGAAAUUCUGCUGAACAUGAAAGUCCGGAUUGCGUUGUUUAUCCAGACUAUGGAGGGCUGGGGUUACUCGGUGUCAGUACUGGAUAAUUUCCUCCUGACGCUGUUUGACAAAUAUGCCGAGCUUCUCAAGCGUCGCUUCAGCGAAGACUUCCAAGAGAUUGUCUCUACCGAUGACUACAUGCCAAUGGCCAUCAACAACGUCGAGGAGUAUGAAAAAGUUGUUAAUGUCAGCUGGUUCACUCCUGAGAAGCCUGCCGAGGAGCUUAGCUUCCCAUGCGUUCUUCCGUUCUCCCAGAUGUACCCACUGUGCUGUAUAGAUAUAAGGAAUUUCCUCAAUCAGUUCUAUUUCUUCUCGGAUGAUCACUUCCAACACCCCAACAUCAUCGAUGAAACUCUCAGAAAGUCGCUUGACUCCCUUCUUACGGAGAAAGUAUGUCAGUCGCUGGUGGAGCGGCUGAAUUCUCAGUACCUAGGUCAAAUUGUUCAGAUUUUGAUAAACCUAGAGCAUUUUGAGAUUGCAUGCCAGGAGCUCGAGCAACUGCUCAUUAGAGCUAGAUCCUCGACGUCAGCAGGCGGGCCCGUGACUCUCAGCGCUACGGAGCAGUUCCGAAGUAACAAGAAGACCGCGGAGAAGCGGAUUUUCGAGCUUGUCAACUCGAAGAUUGAUGAUCUUGUUGAUACGGCCGAAUAUGAAUGGACGGCCGCCAACCCCCAACUGGAACCAAGCAACUUCAUACAAACCUUGACUCGUUAUCUCGCCAACAUUAUGAGUUCAACACUCCUAGGUCUGCCACGAGAAAUCAAGGAGCUUAUCUACUUUGAUGCUUUGAGCCAUGCUGCAGACAAGAUAUUGACCUUGCCGAUGGCCCCAGAGGUGAAGCGGAUCAACCCCAAUGGCGUACAGGCCAUGGAGACGGAUGUGCGCUACCUGACCGAAUUCGUGGAGAGCCUGGACAACUCGUUCAUGCUCACACAGACAUUGGAUGAGCUGCAACAAACCGUAGAGCUCAUGAAGUCUGGCAACAGCGACGAGUUUUUCGAGGCUGCAGUGCGCAACAAGAAGUAUCCCCGUGUCAAUGCCAUGAACGGGCCCAUCUUGCUCGAGAAAUUGUCAACCACGGUAGAAAAUACUCCAAAGGGCACACCUGCGCUUGCGGGAUUCUCAUCUCGUUUUGGUUUCAGCUGAUCUACUGUCAGCUUUGGAAGGGACAGUGUCGCUUUGAAAGUUUGCUCAGGUAGUUUGAGUUGUGGAAUACAGCACACAACACAAGCCAAAAUCAAUGAAUUCUUUUCUCAGUGAAUGCUGUCUGUUGAAAACCCGACGUCAUGUACUCCGUCACUCAUGGAUAUCCCUCAAAAAUGGCGUCUCUGUAGGUCGUCCCAAUCAUGGAGUCCCCCACGCCUCCAAAUGUACAGUGCUAUGAAAUAAAAAGAAGAAAAAUAUGUAAAGAUAUACCAGUUUAACACCAGGAACUAGUUAAGCCCCCGGGCCAAAAAUUGAGAAAAUCACCAGG